This is a messenger RNA of Exophiala mesophila, 1714 nucleotides long. RefSeq lists its product as uncharacterized. NCBI's taxonomy places the organism in Eukaryota, Fungi, Ascomycota, Eurotiomycetes, Chaetothyriales, Herpotrichiellaceae. The transcript is spliced from 2 exons. Bases 227 to 1471 code for a protein of 414 amino acids. The record is from RefSeq and is a predicted model, not a curated record.
UCGGUUGGCUGGCAAUCAAAGACUAGAUUGUGUCAUUGAUUCAGAUCUUCUUGGUUUAAAUCAAUGACUCUGUCCCUGGACCUUUGUUUGAAGUAACGACAAGGACAAGGAAUCAUAUCUCUGGCCUUCUCCUGACUUAUCAAGAUUGACAUCCCGCAAACCGCGAGCUGAUCAACAUUUGCUCAUCACUUGAUUAUAGCUAUAGAAAUAUCUCACCAAGCACAACAUGGCUAAGCCUUCGGAUAGCAAGCGACAACGGCUAUCACAUCUGGGAAGAAGCCUCUUUCACCUUAAACGGCCAAGGUCGGUGGACAGUCUGACUUUAGACGCCGACAAUGUCCAAACACCGAGAAUCAGUGCUCAGAGAACGAUGGAGUCAGAAAAGUCAUCGACAAUAGAGAAUCUAAGAAAAGAGAUUCUAGACUUGAAGAAGAAACUGCGGAGCUGUCCUCCUGUUGACACCAAUUUUUCCGCGCAAAGUAGCGCAAAGCCAGCAUCACCGAUCAUCACUCCUAACUCUGCAACUCCAAGCUCUACGCCGCCCUCUGUCACCCCCUCAAGCUCCUCAUAUGGAACAUCCCUAAUCAGCACCAAUUCCACCGCCACCAGUCUCAGCCUCAUUGAAAGCAACACACCCAAUACUUCUGGGCGUACCGAUCUCCUUAUCAGUGUGGCAGAUCGGUUCCUGGAUCUGUGUAGCAGGCUUGAUGAACUCCUCGACGAGCGCCAGACCAUGUCCAAGAUUGGAGGAGGCCUCCCGGCCUGUUUAAUGGGCUCGUACCACGCAGAUGGCAGCGGGCAAGAUCUCAAGGGAUUCAUCCGAAACUCGCUUGCCCUACGAGAAAACAGGAUUGAGCUGGAGAACUGUCAGAAAGAACGCCCUCAUCACAAAUUUAGAGUUGCUGAAACCGGACUGAGGCUUGCUGUUAACCGGAUAGCCUUCAUGUUCGAUCGCCUCAUUGGGACCUGUAACAGGAUACCACUCGAAGCUCAAGAGGAUGAAUUCUGGGCGAACAGACAGAACAUUCAUAGCGUGGUUUCGAAUAUUCUGAGUGACACCUUUCUCACAGUUACAGACCACUCCUGGACCAGGCUAUAUUUGAAAGGCCUACUCGCAUUCUAUCGCGAUGAAGCGACUCAACAAUUCCAUGUGCAAACACCGCUGCCCGCUAUGUCUGCUCCAGUCCAGCAUCUCCAUGAGCUUCUUUCGCGGGCUUCUACUCGCAAUAGGGAUUCUCCCAAUACCAACCUACGGACAUCGCCACAAAACCCAAUAUCCAGACGGGAGGAUGGUGCAAGGGACAGAAAGUACUGCCCUGCCUGCCAUCCAUCAACGAGAUUCGAUAUUCUGAAGUUUGACACGGAGCUAAAGCAUAUGAAAUGGAAGCGGAAAUGUCGCCUUUGUCACAAGCUCAUCGAGCGCGAUUUUGUGAGAGAGACUGUCAUUAGUCUUGCUGUCCGAAGAAAGUGAGAGCUGUGACUCGGUUGAGGAUUCAAAGCGCGAAUUCAGAAUGGAUUGUCGAUAGUAACCCCCUCAAGCUGGGAACUUGAGAACAGCAUGCUGGUCAUGCUGAUGGCUACUUGAAUAUGCAAAUGCAUGAGGCAUGGGGAGGGAUCGCAAGAAAUGCUCCCUAAUCAUCUCAACCUCUCGAGCACCUUGGAACGAUGGCCAUUGCAAACCUAGAAGAGAAUAGAAAAGGACGAUAGAUUUCAG